Molecule: messenger RNA, 2234 nt
Organism: Cladocopium goreaui
Lineage: Eukaryota; Dinophyceae; Suessiales; Symbiodiniaceae
Source: the annotation of a GenBank genome assembly
AGAGGUUCAGUGCUCAACUUCAAAGGUGAAAGGUGGGCAUCGUAGCACAUUGUGUGCGCAUCGCUGUGCCACACUGUGCUUGCACUCCGGCCCUCGAAUGACUGCAAGCUGCAGCGAGGGCCGCGAGGGCAAUGAAGAUUGGAGAGACGGGCACCAACUUCCCUGGCGUCCAGUACAUCCAGUGAAGGUUUCGGAGGUGCAAUUGAAUACUCGCCCUUUUCACCAGCAGGAAACAGCACUUGUAGCACCUGGGGCACCAAUAGCUGUCGCAACAACACUUGGCAGACGACCUGCCAGCACUCUGAAGCUCUCUGAGCACUUGGGCUCUGGCACGAUGGGCACGUUGGGCACGUUGGGCAUGUGGCUACCUGCAGCAUCUGCAUCUACAGCACCUGCAUCGUCAUCAGCGUUUGCCGUGCCAGGGCCGAAAAUGCCGGAAGCUUUCGCGGCAUCCAGUGCUUCCCGACCACCACCAGGCCUUGAACUUCCUCAAACAUUGCUUGAGUCCUUCCAUGCAGCCAGGCCUCGUCUCACAAAGAGAAUGAAACGCAUGGCUCUUACGAACUUGAUUCGAACGCCAGAAGGUGCAGAGGAAAUUUCCUUAAAACUGGACUCUGCAACGCAUAGCUUCUGCGCAGAAUUGGUGGCUGCCAUUCUGCCUGAACUGCCAAACCUGGCAUGUGAUCCUCAUGGAAUCCAGGUUCUUUCAAAACUUCUUGCUCUUCCUACCCUAAGCCAGGAGCUUCGCUGCAAGCUUGCCCAGCGGUUGCAGGGCUCAAUUCUCAAGCUCACCAAGGACAAGUAUGGAUGCUGGUUUGUUCAGCAAGCGAUACAGCAUGUCCCGUCAGAGCUUCAAGAAAUGAUUCAAGCAGAAUUGAAAGGCAAGAUUUUGGUUUGCAGCCAACAUUUGCAUGGCAACUUUGUCUUGCAAAAAUGUGUGGAGCUGCUUCCUGGGAGCAUUUCUUUCAUCAUCAAGGAGCUCAAGAACCAUGUUCUCGAAGCGGCAUUGCACGUGUACUCUUGCCGAGUUCUGCAGAGACUUAUCGAACACUGCAAGCAUGAGCGACCUGACAUGGCUGGGCUUUUCGACAUUUUGUUGCGGCCUGACACUUUGCAAAAGUUAGUGCUCGAUCCGUACGGCAACAAUGUAGUGCGAGCAGUGUUGGCAUGCGGAAAUAGACAGCAUGUGCAAAAAAUUGUCAAGGUUUUCCUGUGUGGAGAAGCAGAAUUGAUAGUCUAUGCUCGGAAUCGGCAUGGCAGUCUCGUGCUCGAGAGAUGUCUCGAGAGUUUGAAUUGUGAUCACAAGGAGCUUUUGACAGAGAGGAAUGCAUUGAUGAGUGCCAUACUGGGCACAGAAGAUGCUUCCCUGUUUUCGCAGAUAGCUUUGGAUAGGUUUGGGAAUUACAUCGUGCAGAGGACUAUCGAGAUUUGUGAAGGUCCAGAGCAGCAACGUGUUCAAGAGCUUUUGAAUGGCCUUGGUCACAAGCUGCGGCGUUCAGUAAAUGGAAGGCACAUUUUGCAAGCAGCUCGGAAGAAGUUUGGCUCGUUUGCUUUCGGCCCUUGCGGCCCUUGCGGCUCAACACUCGGUGUUACCCCUGAGGACCUCACGGACCUCACGGACCUCACGGACCUGGCAAGCUCGGUGUGAUCGGCUUCACAUCGCUUCAGAGUUUACUUGCGCACCUGACGCAAGUAACUUUGGAGCAGAUUCUACUUGAUUCUACAAAUUCUACAUGCAUAGACAGUGCAUAGAGUGAAUAGAAAGUGCAUAGAGUUGUACAGCUGAAUUUGUUGUAAUUGCCCCGUGACAGCUACCACUGAUGCAGGGACUCAAAACGCCUGAAAGGACGCAGGUCCUUGUGGUAUGACUAACAGGGCUGAGGCUCUUUGUGUAGCCGCCUCGAAAGAGCCAGAUACCAACGGACGUUUUCGUCCAAAUGCGGAGACCGUCCAAUUUUUUACGCAAGAUCUUUAGUUCUCUAAACGGGGAAAGAACUGGGACUGGUCGCGGCUGUCAAAAUGCUUCCGUUUGAAUUUGCGAAGCGACAGCUCGGUUGGACUCCGCCCGGGGGCUCCUUACACCUCGAAGGAGGGAUGAGCACGAUGAAUGCGAAGUGAGGAGCUCUGAGAUAUACAGCAGAGCUUUCUGGAUUUUGCCGCAAGCUUUGCUUAGAGGCUUAGCUGUGCAAUCAUGGCCAUACCUAUGGUAGCGGCCUUGUGUGCUUAGUAGAAAA